Messenger RNA from Brassica napus (rape), 2353 nucleotides. RefSeq lists its product as uncharacterized. Gene Ontology annotation, biological process: cristae formation. Gene Ontology annotation, cellular component: MICOS complex. The transcript is spliced from 12 exons. Lineage: Eukaryota; Viridiplantae; Streptophyta; Magnoliopsida; Brassicales; Brassicaceae. The record is from RefSeq and is a predicted model, not a curated record. The coding region runs from base 147 to 2051 and encodes 634 amino acids.
UAAACGUUGUCGUUUUAACGCUAAAACGCGCUUCGUAUCGCUUCAUACGGCGUCGGUUUUAAUGCCAAAAGGAGAGAAUAAUUUACUCACCGGAAAGCUCUCCAAGUCGUCUCCGUUUGGGUUCUUGACGAGGAGCAAACGCCAGAAUGCUGCGGAAGUCUGUUCUCGAGCUGUCGAUAAAGAGGUUCCCGAGGAAUCUGGGAUCUCAGAGAUUUCAUUUGAGAAAGGCCUCCUCUACUUCUGGUAAAAACGGUGUCCCUGGAGCUAAACCUGUAGGGAAACCAGAUGCCUCAAAAGUGCCUCCUCCUCCUCCUUCUGUGGGGAAACCAGAUGGCUCCAAAGGCGGUUCUUCGAAAGUGGUUAUUGGAGGCGCUGCCAUCGCUGGUGCUUUUCUGGUAGCGUAUCAGACUGGCUAUUUGGAUCAGUACAUUGGAAAUGAAAAGCAGAAACUAAGUGAGCUUGUUAAGUCUGAUGCUGUCACUGUAAAAGUUGAGGAGUCUCAUCAUUCGAGUGUAUCUCCCGGUGUUGAAGAUUCUGCUGGGAUUGGCUCAUCAGUGGAUGGUAAAGGUGAAACGCAACCUGAGGUGCAGAGUGAUAUAGAAGUGCAACCCGAGUCUGAUCCAACACCUGACCGUUACACAUAUGUUUCUACACCUCCAGAAAAUGUUGUUGUUAAAGCAGAGAAAAGCUUCCCUCUUUCUUCGGAUGACUCGAAAACUAAGUCUGAUGCGUCCCCAGAAAUUAUUUCAGAGGCAGAAAAUGUGAGGAUGGAAGCUGUACCAAAACCUGAGGACAGUACUGUCAUUAGUCCCCAGCCUGGUUCGGUUCUUAGUGAAAGUGAAGUGGAAUCUGCUGCACCAAAGGAUCCUGCCACUGAAAAGGCAUCUGAGGAUGGCAUUGAGCGGGAAGUGAAAACGCCAGGUUCUCUCCUUAAGGAAUACAAUCUAGACGGCAAUGGUACUGAAAGCAAUGGAUCCUCACCAGCUGGGGAGCAACUAACUAAUGAAACUGAGGCUCUUCCUAACUCAACUGAGGGGCUUAAAGAUGGCUACAUGACUCAGGAUGGAAAGUUGGUACUUGAUUUUCUGGAUGCCAUUCAUGCAGCUGAAGAAAGACAGUCGCAUUUGGAAGCCCAAGUUUUUGCUGAAAAAUUACGAACCUUGAAGGAGAAGUACGAAAAUGAGUUGAGAGAUCUUAGGGCACGUGAAUUAAUGCGUAUAGAGGAGGCGGCAAUAUUGGAUAAGGAGCUAAAAAGAGAGAAAACAAAAGCAGCCGCUGCUAUCAAGUCAAUCCAAGAGAGAAUGGAAGACAAGCUCAAAACAGAAAUUGAACAAAAGGAAAGUGAAGCUCAGUUGGCUUUGAGUAAAGCCGAAGAAAUGGCAAAAGCUGAGUUGACUGCGGCAAUUGUUAAAGAAAAGGCAGCACAGAUUGAGAAAAUGGCAGAGGCAGAUCUUAACAUAAAGGCAUUGCAUAUGGCAUUCUAUGCGCGAUCUGAAGAGGCUCGCAAAAGUCAUUCAGUUCAUAAGCUUGCAUUGGGUGCACUUGCUUUGGAAGAUUCACUCUCGAAAGGACUACCAAUCCAUAAAGAAAUAAGUAUGCUUCAGAGUUACCUUGAAGGCACUCACGAGGACUCAGUCUUGGACUUGGUUUUAUCAUCUCUUCCAGAAGAAGCAAAAUCCAAAGGAACCGAUACAACGCUGCAGCUAAACCAGAAGUUUGAUACUUUGAAAGGAACACUUAGACACUUCAGUCUCAUUCCACCUGGUGGCGGAGGAAUCUUAGCACAUUCACUAGCACAUAUAGCAUCUUGGCUCAAGUUCAAGGAAGUGGACCAAGCUAAUGGAGGCAUUGAAUCUGUUAUUAAAAAAGUUGAUAAUUACUUGGCCGAGGAAAAACUAGCAGAGGCAGCAGCUGCACUUGAAGAAGGCGUUAAAGGAAGUAAAGCGGAGGAAGUAGUCAGUGAAUGGGUGAGACUUGCAAGAAACAGAGCAAUUACAGAACAAGCUGUUACAAUUCUCCGAUCUUAUGCAACUUGUGCCAGCCUCACUUGAUCAUUCCCCUCUCAGAUCUUCCAUUAAAAGGUAACUUUUUUAAUUCGAUACUCGAGAGUCCUCGGUUUCCUUGAUUUUGCGGGAAGUAGUACCAACCCUUUUUUGGUCAGAGGAAGAAUCAAUGGUUGUUACAAUACUCUCUUCUUGUGUUUAUCUCUGCAAGAUUAAUCAGACAGUGUUUCUUUUGGGAUUCAAUCACCGGUUUGGUGUUUAAAAUCACAGUUUCUCGAGAGAGAGUUGGUUUCAGGAAGUGUGAAUCAAAAUAAGAGAAUCUCAUGAAUUAUGAUUUCAAGUUUUUGUUA